CCUGCUCUAUAUACACAUCAUACACAUCUAUAGAUGCAUCUAUAGUAUAUUACAAAUUUCUAUGGCGAUUGGCAAUGCAUACAAGUUAAAUUACUUUUACCAGCUUUUUCGUUAGUUUUAACUGGUUUUAACGUAUAAAUUAUUAUUACCUACACCUACAUAUAAAAGAUCAUAAAUUAAUAAUCUCUGAUAUUAUGAUAAAGUGUAAUGAAGGUAUCAACAUUUUAAAUGAAGAUCUUAAAAAAAUAAGCAUUGAAACUAAAGUUUCCAAAAAAACUGUAAUAAAAAAGUAUACUGGGUCAAAAACAGUCAAAACUGGUAGUAGAAAGAAAAGGAGCAGGAAAGCAUAUUUUAAAUCUUUGAAAAAACGAAGAUCUCGAAAAAGAACUGAUAAAUUGUCCACUGGUGUACAAGAAUGUACUGUUGUUGAUAUGGAAAUGGUACCAGUUGGUGAAGCAAACAAUUUACAAAAAGAUAUUAUAGAAUGGCAUCAACAGGAUACAUUAUCAUAUUGGAAAUCUAGAGCUAUUAGCUUGGAAAUUGAGAAUAGGAUGCUACAUGAACAUUUAAGAAAUGUGUAUGCCCAACAACUGGAUUAUGGAAACAAUGUAUUAGUGCAGAAUACUAAAACAGGGACAUUGCAAAACUAUUGCACACAGUCUCUUUCAACAAAGGAGUAUUUAGAUAGUAACACAGAACCUAUAGACAAAAACAAACAUUUGUAUAAGAAUGAUAAGUUAGAAGGCUUAAAACAAGGUGAGAGUGUUAAAAUAAGCAAUAAAGUACCUGAAGGACAACAUCGACUAAAUAAGAUGAAAAGUAUUUAUGGGAACAACGCUCCAAAAAUUAUGGGUAUGGAGACUGCAAUACAAUUAAAUUUUGAACAUUUAAAAGAAGGUUCAUAUUCCAGUUGGCCAAAUAUACCAUUAAAAAUUUAAGUUUUUAAUAACAUUGUUUUUGUAUACCCAGAGAUUGGAUACCCUGAUACCCUAAGUGCAAUAGAUAAAUAGUGCACUUGUUUAUAGAGAAGUUAAAAUAUAAACCGGCUGGUUUUGAUAUGGAUUUGAUAAGCUUUGAUGUGUUUGAGCCAUGUUUACAUAGGACAUGUUUUCGGUGGGUGAAUCUAAGUGCAAAUUGUGCAAUUUUUUUUCAGUGGUAUAUUUCGAUCCCAGAAACACGUCUAUAGCGGGCCUGAGCGGGCCUCACACGAUCAGUAUAUUGACACAUUGACAGUAUUUCCAAAAACUGUCGGUAAUAUUGACUGUGUGGCAAAAAUACUGAUGGGACUGUCAGUAUACUGAUAUACUUUGGCAAUCCUGAAAGUAUAUAUUUUUUGAAUACUGACAAUAUCCUGGCAAUGUGUUCAGGGAACACAGCGGCUGACUGACCGCUGAGAAUUUUGCUCAGCGGCUGACCGAUUUUGUGUGUAAAAAUAGACCGUUUAGGAAAGUCGCUUACUCAGCCGCUGACGGCACUGACCGUCCCCGAACAACAUAAUACUGAUCGUGUGAGGCCCGCUUAUGAGUCUUUGUACGCAUUCAGGGACGGUCAGCGGCUGAGUGGCUGAGUAAAGCGGUUUCCUAAACGCUCUCUUACAUACAAAAACAGCCGCUGAGCAAAAGUCUCUGCGAUCAGUCAGCCGCUGUGUUCCCUGAACGCGCCCUUUUUUUACAAAAAAAAAUUAAGUUAUAAAAAUUUUUUGGAUUUUCCGAAAAAGG
This is a messenger RNA of Sitophilus oryzae (rice weevil), 1718 nucleotides long. RefSeq lists its product as uncharacterized. NCBI's taxonomy places the organism in Eukaryota, Metazoa, Arthropoda, Insecta, Coleoptera, Curculionidae. Bases 195 to 938 code for a protein of 247 amino acids. The record is from RefSeq and is a predicted model, not a curated record. Gene Ontology annotation, biological process: spliceosomal snRNP assembly. Gene Ontology annotation, cellular component: SMN complex. The transcript is spliced from 2 exons.